AUGUCAGCGCGGGUAGCGCCUCAGCCGCCGCUACAAGCCUCCCCUUCCCCGCAACUGGCGCCUGGUCAAGUGUCCGCUUCGCCGCAGCCUUCCCCGCAGCAGAUGCAGCAGGCGCUGCAAACCCAAAGGCAGCAACAGCUCCAAGCACAGCAGCAGCAUUUGAUGCAGUCGCAACAGGCCAGUCAAACGCCGAAUCAGCAGCAGAACUCACAACCCCAGGCGCAGCAGCAGCAGCAGCAGCAGCACACCCCGCAGAAGCCGUCGCUGCUGCACCCCCUCCCGCCGCGCGUGCACCAGCAACCGAGGCCUAUAGCCAUUCGGCCACUGCACCCUCCGCAACACCUUAGCUCCUCGGCCCAGCAGGGCAACUCAUCUCAGGUGGCAAACUCGUCCCGCCCUGCGCAGGCGCAAGUGCAGAACCAGAGUGCUCUGCAGGCGCAGCAGGCGCAGGCUAGAGGACAGGCGCAGGCACAGGCGCAGGCGCAGAGGCAGGGGGGUGCAGAGGCGCCAGCAGCAGUGGCUCAGGCGCAAGGGGGUGGGCAGCUGCGGCUGCCUGGUGUGGCAGGGGUAGCGGGGAUGCCAGGGGGAGCGGGGAUGGCAGGGGGGACGGGGGUGGCAGGGGUGGCAGGGGGAGCAGGACAGCAGGCACAGCAGCGGGCGCAGCAACCGCAAGCAAGGCGAGCACAGGCUGGAUCUCAAAACCCCCUCGAGCUCCCCGCCCUCUCUUCCUCCCGCCUGCCCCGACUCACCUCGCCGCCCCCUCUGCCCAAGCGGCCAGCCGCACAAGUGACCCCUACAGCUGCAGCAAAGGCUGAGAACCGAACCAGUGGUGCUUGCACUGGCCUCUCUGGGGCAGCACCUAGGUCAGCAGCACCUGGGCCAGCAGGACAGGGUGCUGGAUCUGUGGGGAUCAAGAGAAGUCCUGCUGUGCCAGGUGGCGCCAUCGCAGAGGUGAAAGCAGGUGCAGUGGGCUCACAGCAAACAGUUCCGGGGAGAGGUGCUGCUGAUACCAAGGCUGCAGCGGCUGCAGCAGCAACGGCGGCAGCGGUGGCGGCGGCGGCAGCAGAGAGGGAGAAGCAGAGGCGACGGAAGCUGCAGAUGAAGGCGCUGCAGGCUGUGCUGUCCCAGUGCUCUGCGGAGUCCUCAAGAGCACACAACCUCCGCCUACAGAGACUCCGUGAGGCUGACGAAGCUGCAGAGAAGGCUCGGGCCGAGGCUCUGGCUCGGUACACCAGCAAUGCGGAGCUGCUGCAGGAAAUCUUCACCUGCGAUGCCACGCAGCUCUCUGGACUGGCCUCCUGUGCCGCCCUGUGGGGGCGUCGGGGUCCCCCUGGUGCCCCUGGGGAAGGCGAUGCAAGAGGGGACUGCGAAGGGGGUAAAGGGGAGGAUGAGGUGGAUGCACGAGCGGCAGAGACAGGGUUUGAGAUGCUUGCUGCCGUGGCAGCUGACGGCUUCGGAAAGAGGAACGAGGAAGAAAAUGCCAGGGCUGGUGCUCCUGAUACUUCAGCACCUGAUGGUCUCACAGGGUCGUUUUUAAAAGCGUCACAUUCUAGAGCCGUACCACAUGAUCCGACUUUGCCUUUGACUAAACCUUUUGCUGGGCGUCAAGCAGGGGAGGGGCGAUUUGGAGCAGCCAAGGGGGGGGAGCGGUGGGUGCAGGAGGUGGCUGUAAUGGCAGCUGACUUUGAUCCUGUGGUGAUGGCAUUCACGAAUCAGCUGCCGGGCAGGGAUCGCGCUGGAGGGAUGCAUGAGGUUGGUGAGAAGAGGCUCAGGGAAGUGGGGGUGGAGUCAGGAGAGGGAGAGGUUGAGGAGGCUUGGCGUGGUAGGAGGAGCAUGCGGGGUGGGGCGUGGGAUGAUGUGGCGGCAACAGAAUCGGCAACUGUUAGCGCUUCACGUCGCCGAUCGGGUCAAUGGGCAGGCUCUUUUGUGAACGCUUCUGAACCAGUUGUGAUUGACGAUGCGGAGGACGAGGCAGAGGAGAAGGACGAGGAAGAUAAGAGGUUUGAUGAACUGCUGGAGGAGAGGAACAAGAAGAUGGAUGAGUUUGGACAGAUUAUGGCAUUAGCAGCUGUAGCAUCGACUGCAACUGACACUGAUACAAUGGGGUUGGAGGACUACCAUGUGAUAGAACUAGUAGGAGAGGGGUCAUUCGGCAAGGUGUACAAGGGACGACGAAAGUUCACUGGCCAGAUGACGGCAAUGAAAUUUAUUCUGAAGCACGGGAAGAGCGAGAGGGACAUAAAGAACCUACGGCAGGAGAUCGAGAUUCUCCGGAAGCUGAAGCACGAGAACAUAAUUGAGAUGCUCGACGCCUUCGAGACCCCGCAGGAAUUCUGCGUCGUCACGGAGUUCGCACAGGGCGAGCUCUUCGAAAUCCUGCAGAAUGACCAGGCGCUACCCGAGGCGCAAGUGCAAGUCAUCGCCAAGCAACUGGUGCGCGCGCUGUACUAUCUGCACUCGAACCGCAUCAUUCACCGCGACAUGAAGCCGCAGAACAUUCUGGUGGGCGCGGGCGGAAUCAUCAAGCUCUGCGACUUUGGCUUUGCGCGCGCCAUGUCGUGCAACACCAUGGUGCUCACAUCCAUCAAAGGCACGCCGCUGUACAUGGCACCGGAGCUGGUGCAGGAGCAGCCGUACAACCACACGGUGGACCUGUGGUCACUGGGCGUCAUCCUGUACGAGCUCUACGUGGGGCAGCCGCCCUUCUACACCAACUCCAUCUACACGCUCAUCAACCACAUCAUCAAGGCAAGCCCUGACUCAGGCAAGCACUGGGACUGCUGCCAUCGACCCGGUGAAGUACCCCGAUGCCAUGAGCACGAGCUUCGAGCACUUCCCACGCGGGCUGCUCAUGUUGAAACACUUCAUCUCCCACACUCAACCCCUCUCAACCCCCCAUACCUGGCCAUGCAGGACCCGGUGAAGUACCCCGACGCCAUGAGCGCGAGCUUCAAGCACUUCCUGCACGGGCUGCUCAACAAGACGCCGCAGAACCGCCUCACGUGGCCCGCGCUGCUGGAGCACCCCUUCGUCAAGGAGACCGCCGAGGAGAUCAGCGCACGGGAGGAGCGAGCACAGAAGGCGAUGGAGCGAGCAUGCAGGGCAGCAUGGCACGCACGUGCCAGCACGUUCCUUCCCCACCCGCUCAUGCCCUCCGCCGCCAAGGAGAACGCCAACGCUGCACCAGACGCCAAGGCGGCGCCAGCAGCAGGGGGCACGACGCCUGUACCGUGUCCGCCAGGCAAGAAGGCGCGCGAGCUGCCUCUGCGCAACAUAGAGGCCCGCGCCACCCCCCAGAACCUCUUGCCCGCCAAGGGCCCCGCCCCACCCGCUCAGCCCGCCCAGACGCCAGCGCAGCCGCAGCAGCAGCGGCAGCAAGUGCAGCAGCAGCAGCGGCAGCAGGGGGAGGAGGGGCCUCGAGGGGCGAGAGCAGCGCGCGCAGCAGAGGAGAUGCCGCCUCCCGCUCAGCCAGCAGCCACAGGGAGGAGCCGCCUGCUGAGGCGACUGGAGGUGAUUCGCUCGUUCCUCCCAAAGGCCGCCUCCGCAUCCCCUGACUCCAUAGCAGCAGCAGCGAGCGCGCUGCACUCCCUGGCAUCGCUCGUCACCGACCGCCACCCCUCCGACCCUCCUCUGGACGUGCGCUGCCUGCACUACGACGUGCUCCCCGCCGUCCUAUCCCUGCUCGACACGUGUCUCGCGGACAGAUCCUCCCGCCUGCAGCCUGUGCUGUGCCCCGCGCUGGCCCUGCUCCGCUGCGCCUUCGCCCUCAGGGCGUCCCUCGCGGGCAACCAGACAGGGAGGGAGAAGGAGAGAGAGAAGGAGAGACAGGGCAAGGGGGGAGCGGGAGGGGGCGGGAAGAAGGGCGAGGAGGGGGAGUGGGAUCGGGAGACAGAGGGGGCGUUUUUGGAGAAUGCUCUCUCGUUCAUCAAGAAAUACCCCAAGGUGCUGGAAGGGCCAGCGCAGCAGUCAGGCGAGGCGUGCCACCUCGCCACGGCCUCCCUCACUCUCCUCCUCGCCGCCUCCUCUGCUGCCGUCCGCGCAGCCUGCCUCCCCGGAGCCUCCCCCCCCGCCCCUUCCGCCACCGCGCCCCCGUCCACUGGCUCACAGCGGCAGCAGAAGGCAGGGGGCAGCACUCGGGACAGGAGCACACGCGGUACCCAGGGAGCAGCAGCAGGCGGAGGGGGAACAGGGGGGCGGGGAGGGGCAGCAGCAGGGGCGGGUAGUGUGAGUUACGUGGAUACAGAGAUACUGUCGUGCGCACAGGCAGUGGCUGUUACAGAACACAUGGCGCGCUGCAUUGCUCUCGCAGGGAAGGGGCUUGCUCUUGCUGCACAAGAGCAGGAGAGAAAGGGCGCUAGAGGCGGGGCUGCUGCCCGGGGUGCCGGCCGGGCAGCUGAAAAGAUUGACGCGGAGGAGGCGGGGGAGUGGCAGCAGGCGAGUCUGCAAGCUCUGCUGGGGAUCUGGGCAGCUGUGGAAGGAAUGGAGGCAGCUAGCGGGGAGUGGAGCAGCGGGGAUAGGAAAGGCUUCCCGUUAGCAGUUAUGCUCGGGGCUGCACCGGGGUGGGAGGGCGUGGAAGGAAUAGGGAAGAAGGGAGGGAAGCUGCGGAGGGCUCUUGGGGAGAAGCUUGAGAAGGGGAGGUUUGUGGGCGAGAGGUUGCUGCGACGAGUUGUUGAGGUGAUUAUCGGGAAUGGGGCCAGUGCGAGUGCGGCUAUAGCUGCUGCACUGGAGAUGGUAGGAGGGAACAAUGUGCUGCUUCCCAGGCUCCUGCAGCUGCUGCUGCGCUGCUGCCUCUUCUCCCCGUCCUUCUGCUGCCUCGUGGCCCGUGCACCCAUCCCAAACGCCCCCUUCCCCGGGCACGAUGGGAGCAUUGUGUCGGGAGGGGGUCCCGACUCCCUGCUUGCAACCAUCUUCUCCCUCCUCCACUCCUCUCCCGCUGCUCCUGAAGACGCCUUGCAAUGCAGCGUCCGGGCGGCGUUGGCUUGUCUGGUAGUGGCGGCUGUAGCGGAGGGGCUGGGGUUGAGGGGCCUGCAGGGCGGUAAGUGGGUGCUGACGUCAGACUCGCAGGUGCAGGAGGUCAGGCUGGCGGUUCUAGGGAAGCUGGCAGGGGAUGGCGGAUUAGGGGAAGGUGAGGGAGGGAGGGGUGGUGGGAGCAGAACGAGAGGAGCAGCAAGGAGUGAAGCACAACAGCAGCAGGGGAUGGGGGUGGGGCCGGGGCGGCCGUCAGCAGCAGCAGCAGCGUUGGCCAUGGCAGUGAUCAUGGAGCUAGAGCUCGCUCAGUCAGGCGAGCGCCGAGGCUCCUUCGGAGGCGGGUCGUGGGGCGGCGGCAGGGCCUCAUUUGGCGGCACCCCUGGCAGCAGCAGCCCAGCAGACGCGCCUGACUCUUCAAACAUCUCCGACCUUGUGCUCAAGCACCUUCCCCCCCUCUCUCUGCUCUCCUCCAAGCUGCGGGUUGCUCAUGCGCCGGGGUAUUCCAAGGCGAUGGAGGGGUUUGGGGCGUGUAAUGGCGGGUGGGGGGAGCUGUGGGGGGGCGCGGGGAGGGUGGUGGGGCGGUGGCACGGGGUGCGGGACGGGUAUGUGGGCAUGCUCACAGUCUCCCUGCGCCUGGGGGGUCCUCAGGCGGUGGAGAAAGCUCUUGGAGAUGGAUUGCUAGUGUCUAUGAUGAGCGUGCUGGCAGGGGGUGUGGGUGCGGGGAAAGGAGUGGGGAGGGGCGGAGCGGGGGAGGCGGUUGAGGGGGAGAGGGCGGCGUGGGCGGCGGGGGAGAGGGGGUUCUCGCCCCCGGACCAUGUGGGGCUGUCACCCACGGGCGUCAUGUGGCUGCUGGCAGGGCUCUACAUGUGCCUGCCUGCCGGUGGUUACCGCGAUGCCCUGAUUGGCGCAGACCCCAUCGACAUCCUCCUGAAGCUUCUCGGAACCUUCCACCUGGCGCACCUGCAGGCGUGGGACAACUGCCAGGGGGGGCCGUGGGGGGAAAUGCAGCUCGCGCUGGGGGGGGGAGGCGCGGAGGGGUCUGGAGGAGGCGGGGGAGGUGUGAGAGGGGGAGGGGGGGCGGAAGCUGGGCACAUGUGGGGGGAAACAGGGUGGGUGAUGGAGGGAAGCUUGGAGGGAGUGGCACAGCCGGUAUCACUGGAUAUGGUGGUGGAGCUAGUGUGUGGUGUGGUGGACGUGCUCCUAUUCCCCUUCCACGCAGUUGUUGCAGGGGAUACUAUUGGUGGGGCUAGCAGUGCGGGCGGCACCACCAGUGCUGCGCCCGCUGCUUCAGCAGUUAGUGGGGCGGCGGGCGGCAGCAGCGUCAGGUCGGGCGGCAGCGGGGGGGAGAUGGAUGAGCUGUCUCGGGCGCUGCUGGCGCUGCAGCCUCAGUACCUGCAGAUGCUCCAAGAGUCGUCGGCCAUCCCAGUGCUGUUGGCGUCACUGGCGGUACUACAGGGCCCAGCGCUCAUCGGCCCCAUCAACCUGCUGUCGCGCAUUGCCCACCACUCGCCCGCAGCAGCUGCCCUGCUGGUGCGGCACGGGGGCCUGGACCCGGGGCUCAUGGGGAAGCUGUUUGGCAUGGAGGAGCCCGAGGAGGGCGAGGGGGAGGGGGCGGAGGGGGGGGACGGCGAGGAGGGGCAGGGGUACGUGAUGGAGGUGGUCAUGGACGUGCUGCUCAUCGUCUCCCACCUUUCGCGGCUCUCCGAGGACUACUAUGAGCCCAUAGCCACGGCGGACAUCUACGGAGCACUGGAGGUGUUCCUUGCACACCCCGAUGCUGGCGUGCGCUCCAAGGCCUGCAAUGCCGUGGGCAACAUGUGCCGCCACUCCGCCUACUUCUACCCCAUCAUGGUGGACUCCGGGAUUCUAUCGCGCCUCAUAGAGUGCUGUGCAGAUCAUGACCGCAACACACGCAAGUUCGCCUGCUUUGCGAUUGGCAAUGCAGCAUACCACAACAGUUCGUUGUACGCCGCCCUGAGACCAGUCAUCCCGCACCUAGCGGUGCUGCUAGCAGCCGAGAGCGGGCCGCCCAGCAGCAGCGACGACAAGAUCAAGGCCAACGCUGCAGGCGCGCUGGGCAACAUGGUGCGCAACUCCGGGGAGCUCUGCCACGACCUCAUCUCCCAGGGUGCGCUGCAGGCUUUGGUGGACUUGGUAGUGACUGGAACCAGCCAACAACAAACUCCGCGGAGAGAUGGAGGCGAGUCGCAGUCACCGGUUAAGAUUGCUUUGUUCUCCCUUGGCAACAUGUGCUCUCAUUCGGCGUGCCGGGAGUAUCUUCGAUCAAUAGACAUCUUCCGUAUUCUACAUCGGCUAAAGCGAUCCGGAGACAUGACCAUAGUGAAGUAUGCCACCCGCAUUCUCAGCAAGUUCCCUGAAAUGCGAGCACACUAA
Molecule: messenger RNA, 7362 nt
Organism: Closterium sp. NIES-65
Lineage: Eukaryota; Viridiplantae; Streptophyta; Zygnematophyceae; Desmidiales; Closteriaceae
Source: the annotation of a GenBank genome assembly